Lentinula edodes (shiitake mushroom) is the source of this 1725-nucleotide messenger RNA. RefSeq lists its product as uncharacterized. The record is from RefSeq and is a predicted model, not a curated record. The transcript is spliced from 2 exons. Lineage: Eukaryota; Fungi; Basidiomycota; Agaricomycetes; Agaricales; Omphalotaceae. The coding region runs from base 1 to 1725 and encodes 574 amino acids.
AUGGCAAGCGAUAUAACAGCAGAACCGGGGCCUACAUCAGUCUUUUCGCGUAUAAAAGCGCUCGAGUCGCAAUCGCUAGCAGACAGCAGCAGUAAAAAAAAACGAUCAAAUCUCAUCAUAGACAGUGACGGCGACCAUGAGGAGGACUGGGUUAGUGUGCCAAUAACAGCCACUGCCUUGACACCCACAAUAAUAACCACCAGUGUUGCACCUCCACUACCAUCUAGGAAACAAAAUCAUGUUCCAGCAUUGUCCGUCUCAUCGUUCCAUUCAGUUUCCCUGUCGUCUGAAUCCGUAAAUUCCCUUGUCAUUGAUUCGGGCCGGGAUUUUAACAAGGAGGAGGAUACAGUAUCGCUGGAAUCAGAGCCUUAUGAGGACGUUGAUUCUACUACUUCGCUUGGCAGUCCUGGUGCCGUAGCAAGGCUAACGGCGGAUUGGAACCAGUUGAAUAAUUUACCCUCGAAUCUUCAACGACCACGAAGCGCCGCACCUAUUAUCGCAGGAAAAACCAAAUCAGCACCUCCACCUCCACCUCCAAGAUCCGCUUCUACAUCUUUCUCAUCGUCCAUAUCUUCAUCUGGACCUCCAUCUGCGACUACAUCCAAUGGCAGACGGCCGCCCCCUCCACCACCCAGUAGUAAUCGAGCAUCCACAUCUACAACUGCUGGCUCUGAUCGGUCAUCUGUCCUUAUUGUCACGAGCAAUGUAAGCUCGACAAACAGUAGCUCGAUAAACCAUGGUUACCCGCCGUAUCAGGCGUAUAAAUCCAAACCUCCACCUCCACCUAACAAACCUACAACUCCGCUAAAACCUCAAGCGCUGAAAUACCUACCUUCUUCUUCCUCUAGCUCCUCUGUUACCUCUUCGUCGUCAACUUCGACAACAGGACCAGGUCCGUCUACUUCCUCUCUUGCUCUCGCUCGUCCCACGCCUGUUCCCCCACUUGCCCGGAAGCGAUAUGAAACCGUCUUCGACGCAAACUUGGCUAAUCUAAACAUCGCUGCCUCGAACGGUCCACUCACCUCUACUUCUUCCUCAAAACCCGCUCUUCUUUCCCCCUCCGCUGCCUUGGCCAUUUCACGCAAAGGAUGGAGGGGUCUUUCAAUAGACUUGGUUACAUCGGAUGAUAAAGAUGAUGUAGUGUUGAAUAAGGAUAAAGAUAAAGAUAGUGGUCAUGCAGCAGGCGAGAAUGAUCAAAAUAAAUUCAACCGACUCCCUGGACCUGUCGUGCGCAUUAUCUGGGAAAAAUCUCGUUUGAACAGGGAGAAACUGAGUGCGAUUUGGCUCGAAUGCGAUUCAUCUCACACAGGCUUCCUCGACUGCGAUACAUUUGUUAAGGGGAUGUGGAGGAUUGAUGCCGAAUUAAGACGUGAGGAGCUGGAGAGAACUGGGAGGGCGAAGAGAACUGGAAGUCUAAAAAGUGUAGGGAGUAUCCAGCGCCAGUCAAGUACGGCCAGUACAACUUCAUCCUCGCAUAGCCUACGGAGUGUUCCUUCCGUGGGAAGCUUACGACGAAAGCCUGUACCCGCGAUCUCAAUGCCUCCGAUACCACCUAUACCACUUAUACCCUCGCCUGCACCCUCUACAGGAACUUCAGGGACACUAAAAACGACGUCCAUACCACCUCCGCUGCCCGCUCGAAAACCCACAAUGGGAACGGGAUUGGGAACCGGAACCGGGUCGAAGGUGGAUUUGGGAGAUGAUGAGGUUGAUUUAUUAUUGUGA